Messenger RNA from Homarus americanus (American lobster), 1000 nucleotides. RefSeq names its product valine--tRNA ligase-like. The record is from RefSeq and is a predicted model, not a curated record. Gene Ontology annotation, cellular component: cytosol. Lineage: Eukaryota; Metazoa; Arthropoda; Malacostraca; Decapoda; Nephropidae. Gene Ontology annotation, molecular function: ATP binding; valine-tRNA ligase activity. Bases 39 to 734 code for a protein of 231 amino acids. Gene Ontology annotation, biological process: valyl-tRNA aminoacylation. The transcript has 5 exons.
UAUUUUCCAUUUUAUUUCAGGAGUGCCUAAAACCUGUAAUGUAUUCAGACAAUGAAGAAGAAAAAGCAGUGAGUCGCAAUGUUUUGUACAUUGCCUUGUAUGUGGGUUUAACCCUAAUUUCCCCCUUCAUGCCUUACCUGUCUGAGGAGUUGUUCCAGCGUCUCCCGCCACGUACGACCAAUCAGCCACCAUCAAUAUGUGUCACACCAUAUCCAGAGCCUGAAGAGUAUGAUGUGUUCCUAGAUGAGGAAGUUGAUGAGAAGUUCAAGUUUGGCCAGAAGGUGAUCAGUGAGGUGAGGUCAGCCAAGGCCAAGUAUGACAUUCCCCACAAAGUCAAAAUUGAUUUGACCCUUCAGUCAGAAAGUGCCGACACUAGGGCCACCCUUGAGUCUCUCAUACAAGAUAUUGCCACUUUAUCAAUUGCCUCAAACAUCAAAGUGUCUACAGAGAAUCCAAAAGGCUCUGUCCCAACCCCUGUUAAUGCUGAUACUGUGGCUUGGAUGAAGCUGCAGGGUCUGGUGAACUUAGGCAAAUGUCAAGAAAAAAUUCAAAAGAGGAUUGCAGAUGCAGAAGAUAGACUGAAAACUCUUGAGAGUGAAAUGGCAAAACCAAGUUAUGAUAAGGUACCAGAAGAUGUUCGUGCUAGAAAUGACACCAAGAAGUUGGACUUACUAGCUGAAUUAGAGCAGAGUAAGGAUGCUAUAAAACAACUAGAAGCCAUGGAGACUGAGUGAAAGCUCAUAUUAUAUUGAUUUGAAAUAUUAUUGCAAUAGUACUCAUGAAAGUUGGUAAAAUUUAUCAGUUGUUUGACCAAAUAAUGUUUAUCUAGGUUUUAUAUACUAAUGUUUAUCUAUGAUUUAUAAAACCAUGGAAGCUUUGUUUCUGUUGUUUUCACUUUUCUUUCUCAGUAAUCAAGGAUGUAAAGUUUCCAAUUUCCAGUGUGUGGUGUAUAUUUUUCAAUAUUUAAUAAAAAUGUGUAGAGAUUAUCUGAGUAAAAAUU